UGCCCUGGGAUACGCCUCCCGCCUGCGCCUUGUCAAGGAAUGCCAAACAGCCUGCAGACUGUGGAACCUGUUAUCCGCACGAAAACGUCCUAAUGCAUCCCCUCCACUUGGGGAGUGGUAAGACAGCAAAUGUGUGACUCCUGUAUUAUGCAAGCCGUUACCUGGGAGUCGACACACACCGAACUGGUGUGGAUGAGACACACACUUAUGCACCAGCGGCUUCAAGUGAGAAGACGAUAACAUCGAAAGCUGCCUUCAAGAGCUCACAUUUAACCAUGAGUAUGCACAUGCAGCACUUCGACUCGACGUACCCGGAGCUGAGGCUGGUGCUGCUGGGCAACAUCGGAUGCGGCAAGACGUCGUCGGCCGACACCAUCCUGAGCCAGCUGACGGACAUGUCCACGGCGACGCCCCGGAGCAUCCAGCUGCGCAAGGACUUCGCCGAGGGCAGGAUGGUGACCCUGGUGGAGGCCCCCAGGUGGUACUGGAACGGUAUGGAAAUGGACGAGGGCGUGAAGAAGGAGACUGAGCGAGCCAUGACCCUGCUGGCGCCCGGUCCUCAUGCCGUUCUGCUGCUGGUGCCUGUCAGCCAGUUCACAGAGAUGGACGGCCAAGUGCCUACGCAGCUGCAGCAAGUGUUUGGAAAAGAAAUACUGGAGCACACCAUGGUGCUGCUGACCUGUGGCGAUUAUCUCAUUGGAAGAACUGCGGAGGAAUACCUUCUGAAGGAGAAUCCCGGCCUGAGGCAAAUGAUUGGGCUUUGUGGGGGGCGCUACCAUGUCAUCAAUAACCGUCAGCCGCGGGACCGUACGCAGGUUCGAGAGCUUCUGGGCAAGGUGGAGGACAUGGUGAGCAAAAGUGGGGUGUUCUGCCUCAAAACAAAAGAGGAGAGGGAGAUGGAAGAGCGCGUGCAGCAGCGGAAGAGAGAGCUGAUUGAAAGUUUCCGACUGCAAAAGGAAGAGAAAAGGGAAGCUCUGGCAUCCGGCUACCCGUCCAACGUAGACACACUGAGGAGUGUCGAGGAAGUGGAUUCGCACAGAGAUGCCUGGGAGAGGAGGAGAGAAAUCGAGAUUGACAGUAUCAAUGAGGGAGUGUCUGAGGCGCUUCACUCCAGUCUGGCGGCUUCAACACCAGGAGGGUGGCAGUCGGGCCGGAAUGAUGAUCAGCAGGAGAGGCGCUCUUACAGACUCAAUGCAGAUGGAGCCAGACUCUCACAAAUGAUGGAUGGAACAACCUCAGCUCAAGUUGUUUCCACUCUUCAUCACAGAAUCAACAGCUUUGAGGAGAAUUCCCCAGAGGACUCCCCCACCUCCUCCCCCGAACACCCGGCCUUCGUUUAUGAACCCUCCACAACGAACUUCGACCCGUACCCUGCCACAACCUCCGUAAGCUCGCCAUCCUCUCCGGAGCUACGUCUGGUAUUGAUCGGACGAUCCGGAGCGGGAAAAAGUGCGGCUGGCAACGCCAUCCUAGGGCGGGAUGUGUUUGAAUCCAGGCCUGACAGUCUGGUCGCCAUCACUGAGGAGUGCGCCAAGAUGAAAGCAGUGGUCGCUGGAAGAAGGGUGGCAGUAGUGGACACCCCAGACUGGUUCCACUCAGAGCGUACUCCAGAUGAGGUGCGAGCUCUCAUCUCCUCCUGCGUGGCCCUGUCCAGUCCUGGUCCCCACGCCUUCCUUCUCUGCGUCCCAAUGGACCAGCCGGCCAAGUUGGAGCUACAAUCACUCUGUGCUCUGGAGACUGUCUUUGGGCCGAAUGCUGUCGGGAAUCACACACUGGUCCUCUUUACACACGCCGAUCUUCUGAGGAAGAGCGGAAAGGCCGGCAGCGACAGUGUCGAGGCGUACAUCGCGGGUCAGCGUGAUGAUUUGUUAAAAUUGGUGGAGAAAUGCGGGGACAGGUUCCACAUCCUGGAGAGAGACGGUUAUGGCGGAAGUGUGGAGGAGCUCCUGGAGAAGGUGGAGCAGAUAGCGGCCGAGGCAGGGGGGCAGUGUUAUUCCAGUCCCGCUUUCCAAGAGGCCGAGAACCGAGUGAGGGAGAUACAGGCUGAGAUCGCGAGGGAGAGGAGACGGCAGAAGCAGGAAGAAGAACGCCUUGGAGAGCAGUUUUGGGGCGAGAGGCGCCCCCUCUACCCUUACAUGCAGACCGUGGCUGAGGCCGAAGAGGAAGUGAGAGAGGAAGAGGUUGAGAAAGCGCGAACCGAGGCCGAGAGGAGCGUCAGCACCAUGAACAUUGAGAGCCUCCCACCGAUUACGACAGUGGCCAACAUGUCACCUUCAGUGUUCCAGUCCGUGAUGGAGAAAGUGCAGUCCAACGCCAAGUUGCUGCCCAAACUGUUGUCUGACAGCUCGGUGUGGGUCAGCGACGGAGCUAAGAAGGUGAUGGGCAGUCCGGUAUGGGGCUCGGUUGGGAGCGGAGCGCAGAACGUACAGAAGACGGUGGCCAACAGUCCUGUGUGGGGGAAGGUGGGCGCUCAAGCCGGACACGUCUCCAAGCUCGUGGGAGACAGACUACCCAAAGUGGUGGUAGACGGCUCGACCUGGGUCGGCUCCGGAGCCAAAGUCGUGGCAGACGGCUCCAUGCGUGUCGGAUCGGGGAUCGGAAGCGGAGCGAAAGCCGUGGCCCAGAGUCCCGUGUGGGAAAAGGUUGGUUCCGGGGCCAAGUCCGGUGCCAAACUGGUGGCUGACGGUUCAGUGCGCCUCGGAGCCGGACUCGGUGCCGGAGCAAAAAAGGUGGCCCAGAGUCCGGUGUGGGAAAAGAUGGGCUCUGGAGCCAAAGCGGGCGCCAAAAUGGUUAGCGAGAGCUCCGUGUGGCAGAAAAUGGUGGCCAAUGCCAAAAAGGUGCCAAAGGUCGUCAUCGUGGGCGCAUUGCUGGGGUUGGCGCUGGGGGUGUUUUUGGCGGGGGCCAUCGGCGGAGCCGCGGGGGCCGUCAUCGGUUCUGCAGCCACCGAGGUGGGCAGGCGAAAGUUUGGCAAGAAAAGCGUGCCGGAGAAGGCCGCGAGUAACAUUGAAAGACGAGUGAACGACACGGUGGAUUCACUGGUCAAACAAGGAGAGAAAGUCAUGAAAAGGGAAUGAAGGACUAAUGGGAUGAAGUGUCGACUGGAGCAAAUUGCAUCAAUGGCGAGCUGUGCAUUUGCGACCUUCAGUGGGGAUUUAGCCAACUUAAUCCACCUCGUAACACUUCCAAUUAAUGGCAAUUCAUAAAAGUACCAUAAAUAAUUUGGAGCAGUUCAGAAUCAAUAUUUCUUGAAUAUCAUGACAAGACAUGGACUGUCAAAAAAAAAUAAAAUCCUUCAAAACAUAUUCACCCGAUGCUGAUUAUUAAAUGUAUAAAUUAAAUCUAAGUUUUUCUCUGACAAGCCAAUCAGAGAAAGGAAAAAGACGAUAUCAUUGAGGGCCAGCGCCCUGGCCCCGUGAAGAUGAAUUUCAAAUCUGAUUGGUUCAAGAAACACUAAACAACAGUGGUGAUUGUGGAUACCUUGGGCAGAUUUGAUUGGACAUGGCAACAGAGGCUGAAAUCUGAUUGGCCAAAAACCAUGAAACUUCGACAGGCAUGUCCUGGGAGCAGUGCAGGGAGGAGGAACGCUAUGAAAUGAAGACAUUACUUUUUGGGAAUACAUCAACACAAUUUUGUGGAAUUGAGAAUGUAAAUGUAGGUCAGCAGUUUUGGUAGUGCUUAGGCUUGCAAAAAUAAGACCUUACCGGUCCUGAUCUCUCACCACAUGGCAUUGCACACAUUCUACAAAGUGAAAGUCUGGCUCACUACUCGUUUGAUAAGAUUAACUGCUGUUUCAACACAUUUCUUCAAUAAUUCCAAUAAUCACUUGGAUGUGAAGGAAGGAGUUAUGGUGUUCCUGGAUUGACAUGUUUGGGCUCUACACAAUUCAUGUCUAGCUGCGUGCAAUAGAUUUGAAUGAAAUGUCAAUGUUUAAUGUAUUUCUGUGCAUGAUUACCGUGGAAAUAAAAUAUUUGAUACUACACUC
Messenger RNA from Hippocampus comes (tiger tail seahorse), 3982 nucleotides. RefSeq lists its product as uncharacterized. The transcript is spliced from 8 exons. Lineage: Eukaryota; Metazoa; Chordata; Actinopteri; Syngnathiformes; Syngnathidae. The coding region runs from base 276 to 3074 and encodes 932 amino acids. Gene Ontology annotation, molecular function: GTP binding. The record is from RefSeq and is a predicted model, not a curated record.